Messenger RNA from Triticum dicoccoides, 698 nucleotides. RefSeq lists its product as uncharacterized. Lineage: Eukaryota; Viridiplantae; Streptophyta; Magnoliopsida; Poales; Poaceae. The transcript has 3 exons. The record is from RefSeq and is a predicted model, not a curated record. The coding region runs from base 28 to 555 and encodes 175 amino acids.
GCGCUCCUUCUCUUCUUGCACGCACAGAUGGCCCCUCCCUCUAGAGCAGCUUUGAAGCGCCCCAUGGAAAACGAUGAAGACAAUGUUCUCACCAGGUCAGCUAGAGCUAAGAAGGCAAAGAACGUGUCAACUCCUUCGGCGUCUGUCCCCCUACCGCUCCUACGUCAUCCUCACCCCCCUGCGGACGAUGAUGUUGUUGUCGAUGCAGCCAAAGCAUUGCGCAGCUUCUUCAACAUCGUUGAUUCUGUCCCAGCUCAGAAUCUCCUAAUGCUCCACUUUGCUUCUAAGACAGCUAUCUAUAGCAAGCUCUUCAUGGCUACGAUUUCUCUCAUGGCUUUGCUUGGCCACAAGCACUACAACAUAUCAAAGAGCCCAGCCGGUGUUUUGUAUGUUUCUACUCGAAGCAUCGAGGACGCCGUGAUGCUCGAAUCGCAAGUGCAUGUUGUGUUCGGUGUCAUACUAUCCUUCCAUCGCAUGUCUACGAUCGACCGCGAGUUUUGUUAUGCACGCGACGAAGCUGCUGCAUUCAAGUUGUAUGAGCACGACCGUUUCUGAUGUGUCCCUGCUGAUGUGGCUUGUGGCUUCGGCAAUCCGUAUCCCGUUUCCGUUUCUGAUGUGUGCCUGCUGAUGUGGCUUCUAGCUUCGGCAAUUUGUAUCCUGUUUUUAUUUUCAUGUUGUGUUUCAAAGAGCUUGUCUCU